Marchantia polymorpha subsp. ruderalis is the source of this 2800-nucleotide messenger RNA. The record is from the annotation of a GenBank genome assembly. Lineage: Eukaryota; Viridiplantae; Streptophyta; Marchantiopsida; Marchantiales; Marchantiaceae.
ACUCCGUCGGAGAUGCUAAUCGUCGAGGAAUUUUGACGUGCACGUCUGGCUGUGCGGAGGGUGCCUAGCAGACGUAACCGUGUUGGAUCCGUGACGUUUUUGGAUGCUCGAGGCGCCCGGGGUCCUUCGUGUUCGAGUAGUUUCGAGAGCCGGAUGUGUAUGAGGGCGCGCUCGUGAGCGACUCGGUGGGGAAAAAUGGGAAAGAAGAAGAAAAAGUCGUUCAAGGUGUGGUGUUUCUAUUGCGAGAGGGAGUUCGAGGACGAGAAAAUUUUAAUUCAGCAUCAGAAGGCCAAGCACUUCAAGUGCCAUGUCUGCCACAAGAAGUUGUCGACGGCCGGUGGCAUGGUGGUGCACGUUCUCCAAGUCCACAAGGAGUCUAUCACGAAGGUUCCAAAUGCGAAACCGGAGAGGGAGUCAACGGAACCUGAAAUAUUUGGCAUGGAGGGUAUCCCCCCCGAGAUUCUAGCUGCGCAUGACGGGGACCAAGACGAUGAAAAGCCUGCAAAGGUUGCGAGGGUGGAGAUUCCCCCCUCUUCGCCAUUUGGUGGCUUAGUAAUGGGACCGAUUGCUCUCGGUAUGGCCUCCCAACCGAUGUAUUCUCCAAUGCCGCCUGUAUAUAUGUCCCAACAACCCAGUGGCCCACGACCUCCUUCUUGGCCACCUCAACCGCCGAACUCACAUGGGUGGAACCAUAUGCACCCUGGACAACCCCCAAUGCACCCACCACGACCCCCUCCUCCACCACAACCGCUGUUUCCAAUACAGGCUCCCAAUCCACCUUCUAUGUCAUCAGCCUCUGCGCUACCACCAGCGCAGCCAUUAUUUCCUAUUCGACCAGCUGCCCCCCCAUCUUCGGCUCCUCCUUCGCAGCCUUUAUUUCCUGUCAAUGGUACGCCAUCCACUGGUUCUUCUUCUUCGUCAUCAUCAGUUGGUACGUCGUCUAGCGGAGUUCCUUUGAGGAGCCCAGGAAAUGGGCAGACUGCGGUGGACAGCACUAGUGGAGCUGGGUCCUUACCAGGAGGUCAGAGUUCAGUCACAUCAGCAACUAUGGUGGGACGCCCUCCUUCCUUACCUUUUGGAGGAGUUCCGAAUUUACCCCCCUCAGGAAGUCACAUGUACGCAUCUGCCCCAAGCACAGGAGGUCCGUCCAUUGGCCCACCUCCAGUUAUAUCAAACAAACCUCCCGGUCCUCCAGGCUUGACCAACGAGGUCUACCUUGUCUGGGAUGACGAGAUUUUGUCCAUGGAGGAGAGAAGACUGUCUUUACCUCAGUAUCAGGUGCUUGAUGAAACCUCACAGGUAAGCACCAAACUUGACGUUGAUUGAUAGGUUGACGACGGCUGGCAAAAGAUGGUGUGUACAUGAACUCUCUGCAAAAUGUUUAUGAAAGUGCUAGAGGAUUAUAGCUCAGAAUGACUAAGUACAGGAGACGACAUGUACUUGACGAAUCCCGACGGCAUCAGUAAAAAACUUGAUUCGGCCAAUGCCGGGAGUGUGUCCUGGUUUAGGGUUAAGCUUUCAUUCGGGGGCAAGCAUGUCUGUUAGCUCUUCUUGGUCAUGGUUUGGUAGUGGUUGCCAGCUUCUGAAGCUUCCCUACUUGGUGGUAUUUAUCACUUGUAUUGGAGCACAAGAGUAGCCUGCAGUCAUUGCAGUGAAUCUGAAAUGAUAGUGCGUUAAGUCGCUACAUAUGGACACUUUAAUGCUGUUUCGUUCAAGCUCGUUAGGUGUUUCAAGGAUCUGCUGGGCCAUGUUUGCAUUCCACAUUGAAAGAGGCAGCCAAGGUUUGGUACUUAUUAGCACUAAUUCUGGUCAGAGGUCAGUGGUUCUACCCUUGGCCUUUGGAUUCAAAAUUUCGUGCUGCUAUAAGACGAAAACACUAGGGAGCACUAGUGUGAGAAAGAAGUUGACGAUUUGUUUGCUCUCAGAUGAAUACGAUUGAAGCAGCAUUUGACAGAAGAAUUUUGGAGGGCAGACUUGCCGGGCGGAUGGGAUUCCGUGUGUAAAAGGUACACUAUAUUCAGCUUGCACUUCGAGAGUAUUGUUGGCUACCUGGGUGGAGUCGGUGACUUGUGGGAGCAUUACACAGUUUACAGAGGCAUAGAAUUGAUCGUUCAUAUAUUGCUCGGGUGCUGUAAUGCUCUGCUUGAGUUGCCUCAGAACAUCAAGAGAUGCAGAUUUUCUCGCUCGUCAUGCAUGAGUUUCUGCCUAUCUUGUAUCGGCAACAACGUACGUUUUAUCGCUCUUGAAAGUGAAACAGGGAGAAAUCGAUUGGCCUCGUUGCGCCGUCACAGGUCAUACUUAAAAAAAUCCUCGAAGUUUUGAUGGUUAUGCUUUGGAGGCGACAGACUUAUACCACAGGUGAUAGCUACAAUUGAUGACUCUGUCGAGAAUUGUGUACAAUGGCUAGGUAACAAUUGCCCUAAAAUGUGGGUGUGGCCUAAUUCAUGGUAGAUUCUACAGCCCCCAGAGCCUGGGGUAUACAAGACUUCUAACGUCGAACGGGAACACAGUCACUUCAUUAGAUGCGGGCAGAGGCGCAAGUAGUGGAAGUCUAGGUUCACAGGGUUGUAGUGAUAAGUUGUCAUACGGGCUUUGGCCCUUGGGGAUCUUUGUAGCUGGCACUUGCGUCACGCCCUUACCGCCUGAAUUAUUUGAAGGCUAAAGGAAAAAGAAUCUUGUUCGGAAGCUGUGAAUUGAUCCAAUGUAUGAAAACACGUUCAUUAUAUGGACCUUAUACGUCCUCGAGCUAAUUGCUCGUGAGAGUGUUGAGCCUUUGUUCAUUACAAAUUCUGCGGUUCUC